This is a messenger RNA of Penaeus vannamei (Pacific white shrimp), 924 nucleotides long. Its product is annotated as zinc finger matrin-type protein 5. NCBI's taxonomy places the organism in Eukaryota, Metazoa, Arthropoda, Malacostraca, Decapoda, Penaeidae. Gene Ontology annotation, molecular function: metal ion binding. The record is from RefSeq and is a predicted model, not a curated record. Gene Ontology annotation, cellular component: U12-type spliceosomal complex.
GCACCGAGGACUCAGACGUGUCAAGAGUCGAAUAGCAGUCCCCUCGUCGCAGAGUCUGACGUUUCUCUUCUCCGGUUCCAAGCAAAAUGAUUUCUGACGUACAACUUGCUGUGUUUGUCAACAUCCUAGGAGUGUCCCUCUUCCUAAUGGUGGUUCUUUAUCAUUAUAUUGCUGCAAAUAAUCCAAAGACCCACUAACAGCACUCUUUGAGUGUUAUUAUGCAGUAUGAAAGAAGGAAUGAAAGUUGUAAGGAAAUAGAAGUGAGAGCAUAAACAUGGUAAAGAGGUAUUAUUGUGAUUACUGUGACCGAUCAUUCCCCUAUAGUGUAGAGGCACGUAAGAAACACAUCAAUGGAUACCAACAUCAGAAGUUAAGGACUCUCCAUUAUAACCAGUUUAAAAAUUUUUUAACUUUGUUGAUAGCUGCAAGAGAGAAGCUCCAAGAGGAAUUAGGGAAAGAGAAGUGCCGUCGUUUCUAUUCAGGCCAAGAAUGUUCUUUUGGGGAUGCCUGCAUAUAUUCUCAUUUAACAGUUGGUGACCUAAAUAAAUUAAAGGAAGAAGUGUAUCAGGAAAAUGAGGCAAAACAAUGCAGCCAGCUUCAGUCAGAGAGGGGAGACAGCAGUGAACCAUCACUUAAGAAAUGGAUAACUAAGAAGUUGGAGGGUGGGGAUUCUGAUCCCAAGUUCAGCAUCCAUGAUGAAACUGAAUGGGAAGUGGUGUUUAAAAAUUCAUCAAGAAUGCAAAGUGUGGCAUCCCUUCCACCAUCCCUAAUUCCUCCAACACCAGACAGCCUUUUAGAAUGUGACCUUCAAGAUUGGGGUUAGGGAUAUUUGAGAAGCUCUGAACCUAAAUGUAUUAUUCUCUCACUUCAGAUUUAUGGAUGUGUAUUUCAUUUACAAAAUAAAACAAAUUUAAGCACAAAAAA